This is a messenger RNA of Cottoperca gobio, 2463 nucleotides long. Its product is annotated as gamma-aminobutyric acid receptor subunit rho-1-like. Gene Ontology annotation, cellular component: membrane. The record is from RefSeq and is a predicted model, not a curated record. The coding region runs from base 273 to 1706 and encodes 477 amino acids. Lineage: Eukaryota; Metazoa; Chordata; Actinopteri; Perciformes; Bovichtidae. Gene Ontology annotation, biological process: monoatomic ion transmembrane transport. The transcript has 10 exons. Gene Ontology annotation, molecular function: transmembrane signaling receptor activity; extracellular ligand-gated monoatomic ion channel activity.
CUGGAGGGAUCAAAUCUGUACCAUCUGACGCUCAAGGAUUUAUGGGUUUAGUCAAAAUUGCUUUUCCCACUGUGGAGAUUAAGCACCGUAGGAUGUUUUCCACUCAGGCCGUAGAAUAGCUCAGUGUAGCUGCUGCUGUUACUGAUUUUCCUCCCUCUUAUCAGCUCCAGCGCUGGAGAAGGGAAUGUCUCAGCAAGGCAGAGUGCUCCGAACCCUUGAGGGGAGUAGAUUCUGACUGACAGGAGAGGUCCGUCCUCUGGGGAAUGUGAACCAUGCAGGUGGAUGCUGCUCUUGUGCUCUUUUGUGUUUGGCUCGCCGGUGCCGCUGGGAGGAUCACCCAGUCGAGGGGUCACAAAUUGGAGUCCUACAAACAGAGCAGGUCGCGAAGAGAGACCAGCAUGGAUGGGGGUGGAGGUCAAAAAACCGGAAACCCAAUUUACAAGCGGAGUCCAGACAUGACAAAAACUCUGAUGACAAAAUCUGAGCAACUCCUGAGAAUAGACGACCAUGACUUCACCAUGAGGCCGGCCUUUGGAGGUCCUCCAAUUCCUGUUGGAGUGGACGUUCAGGUCGAAAGUCUGGACACCAUCUCAGAGGUGGAUAUGGACUUUACCAUGACGCUGUACCUGCGUCACUACUGGAAGGACGAGCGGCUGUCGUUCCCGAGCACCAACAACCAGAGCAUGACCUUUGACAGUCGCCUGGUGAAGAAGAUUUGGGUUCCCGACAUGUUCUUCGUCCACUCCAAGCGCUCAUUCAUCCACGACACCACAACCGAAAACGUCAUGCUGAGGGUUUACCCGGACGGCAACGUCCUCUACAGUCUCAGAGUCACUGUUACUGCCAUGUGCAACAUGGACCUCAGCCGCUUCCCUCUGGACACCCAAACCUGCUCGCUGGAGAUCGAGAGCUAUGCGUAUACAGAUGACGACCUGAUGUUGUACUGGAAGAAAGGCAACGAAUCCCUGAACACGGACGAAAGAAUAUCUCUGUCCCAGUUCCUCAUCCAGAAAUUUCACACUACCACCAAGCUGGCUUUCUACAGCAGCACAGGCUGGUACAAUCGUCUGUACAUCCACUUCACCCUGCGGCGCCACAUCUUCUUCUUCCUGCUGCAGACCUACUUCCCUGCUACUCUGAUGGUCAUGCUGUCCUGGGUGUCCUUCUGGAUCGACCGCAGGGCCGUCCCCGCCAGGGUGCCACUCGGCAUCACCACAGUGCUUACCAUGUCCACUAUCAUCACCGGGGUCAACGCCUCCAUGCCGCGGGUCUCCUACAUCAAGGCAGUGGACAUUUACCUCUGGGUCAGUUUUGUCUUUGUCUUCCUGUCGGUGAUAGAGUACGCGGCGGUCAACUACCUCUCCACCGUACAGGAGAGGAAAGAGAGGAAGCUGAGGGAGAGACUGCCGUGUACAUGCGGCAUUGGCAACCCGGAUGACAUGAUGAUCGAUCCCCAGAUCACUGGCUACGGGUCCAUGGAUGUCAACACCACGGGGAAUUACGGGAUGCCAGAGAACGGCGGUCGCCAGGAUCGAAUGUUGGCCCAGGUGUCACUGAAUGACCCGCAGAUCACAGGCCAGGUGAAGCCAUCCAGAGGCUACGUGAACGUUUGGAUAGACACCCACGCCAUAGACAAGUACUCGAGGGUUGCGUUUCCUGGAGCAUACAUCCUCUUUAACAUCAUCUAUUGGUCCAUCUACUCGUAACCCCCCGGGAUGCAGAAAUAGAUCCUCUGUGAGAGUUGUCGAUGAUAAGACUCCAGGAGCUUGGCUCGUUUGUGAAAGAGCAGGGAAAUAACAUUGCAUUUGAUGCUUUUCAGAGAAGACUUCUCUUAUGAUGCAUGGGGACCAUUGACAGAUUGGUGAUCAUUGCCUUCUCGACCCAGCCACUUAAAACUGAAGAGUUUAUAAAUCAGCCACUGACAAACAGGACAGUUGUUAUUUUCUCUCCGUCAAAUCUUUGUGGUUUCAUGUUGUAACUAUAGACGUUUGGAUAUUGUUGUCACCUGAGAACUUACUGCACAGAGAGACGCACAAAUAUGGACCCGUGUCACUGUGCAGUUUAAACUCAUUUCAGUUCUCGAUGCAGUGACUGAAAACAGAUUACUGACAUUACAAGCGUUUGGACAGAUUCCUUCUCUUUUUGCAUUUGAACGAGACUCGACAAUCAAUGAACACAAUCGUAUCUUGGCUGAAAAAACAAAUGAGCGCCGUUUCCCAAAAUGUUUAACUAUUUCUUUAAACAAAAAAAAACCCUGAUAAUCUGACUUUUCUUAAAGUUCGAUCUUUCUUUUCAGCACGUUAGUAAGAUUCAGUAUGUGUUACAUUUUCUUGUGAUCUUUGUAUCGAUGCAAUUAUUUUGCUGUCAAGCUACUUACUGCGUUGCAUUUGUGUUAUUUGACAAAGUUUAGUAAAAAAAAAAAAGCAAAAUAAUGCAGUCUAUUAAAAACACAAAUGUAAAAAA